Messenger RNA from Xenopus laevis (African clawed frog), 2881 nucleotides. RefSeq names its product kelch like family member 25 L homeolog (gene klhl25.L). The record is from RefSeq and is a predicted model, not a curated record. Lineage: Eukaryota; Metazoa; Chordata; Amphibia; Anura; Pipidae. Gene Ontology annotation, biological process: ubiquitin-dependent protein catabolic process; protein ubiquitination; protein catabolic process. Gene Ontology annotation, cellular component: cytoplasm; Cul3-RING ubiquitin ligase complex. The transcript has 5 exons. The coding region runs from base 343 to 2178 and encodes 611 amino acids.
GGUCGUGAUGCCGCGGAGGCGGACAUGAUGUCGGCGGAAGUGACAAAUGCUGUAGUGAUGUUACGCUACUCCAAGAAUGAGCGCUCUAAUGGAUUGUAGUUUGCUGUCAAACAGGGUAUAUAUUCUGCAAGCAGGAUGAAUUUUUUUUUGUGAAUUACAUCACUUCUGGACUUCUGGCACAAAACAUCAGUAGGUUGUGGCUAUUGAUACAAUCCUCCAAGUGAACCCUGGAAUUACCGCCAGUACAGGAUUCUUAUCAACUCUCAAGAAUUUCCAAUUAUUUGAUCGACUAUAGGCAAUGCAACCUGAGUAUGUACAAUAUAUUAAGACAAUAAAGAUUCAAUGGCAGUUACACGCAGUCUUACACAGAUCUCCUGCCGUAAAUGUAAUAUGGCUCUAACUGUCAUCAUGUCUGUCAGCGUCCAUGAAAAUCGCAAAUCACGCACCAGUACUGGAUCCAUGAAUAUCUCAUUAUAUCAUAAACUGUCCCAUUCUGAGUGUGUUCUAAACCACCUCAAUACCAUGCGGAAGCAGCGGCUCUUUACUGACAUGACCCUGUGGGCUGGAAACAGAUCGUUCCCCUGUCAUCGUGCGGUGCUGGCAGCCUGCAGUCCCUACUUUGAGGCCAUGUUCAGCAAUGGCUUGAGGGAGAGCUUGGAUAACACAGUGAAUUUCCACAACAGCCUCCACCCAGAAGUACUGGAACUGUUACUUGACUUUGCAUAUUCUUCCAAAAUUAUCAUCAAUGAAGAAAACGCAGAAUCUCUUCUGGAAGCCGGAGACAUGCUACAGUUUCACGAUGUGCGAGACGCAGCUUGUGAGUUUUUAGAAAAGAACCUUUAUCCCUCUAACUGUUUGGGAAUGAUGAUUUUGUCUGAUGCACAUCAGUGCCAGAGACUGUACGAGUUGUCUUUGAGAAUGUGCUUGUCCAACUUUGCAACUCUGCACAACACAGAAGACUUCAGCAGUCUUUCCAAGGAUAUGUUGCUCGACUUGAUCUCCAGCGAUGAACUUGAGAUUGAGGAUGAGCAGGUGGUGUUUAAUGCUGUUCUUCACUGGGUAAAGGAGGACUUGGACAAAAGGAAAGAUUAUUUUCCAGAACUGUUGAGAAAUGUAAGGCUGGCUUUGCUCCCUUCGGAAUUGCUGAAGGAAGCUGUGGUUUGCGAGGAUUUAAUUAUUGCAGAUGAGAGAAGCAAAUUAAUAAUGGAUGAAGCUGUUCAAUGCAAGAAGAAGAUACUUCAAAACGAUGGAGUAGUUACAAGUCUGUGUGCUAAGCCGCGUAAAGCCGGUCAUACCUUACUCAUUUUAGGAGGACAGACUUUUAUGUGCGAUAAGAUUUAUCAGCUUGAUCACAAGGCCAAAGAAAUUAUUCCAAAGGCUGAUCUUCCAAGUCCAAGGAAAGAGUUCAGUGCCUGUGCUAUUGGGUGCAAGGUCUACAUAACCGGUGGGCGCGGUUCUGAAAAUGGAGUUUCCAAAGAUGUUUGGGUUUAUGAUACGAUCCAUGAAGAAUGGUCAAAGUCAGCCCCAAUGCUAAUCGCAAGGUUCGGACAUGGCUCCGCUGAGCUGGAUAACUGCCUUUAUGUGGUUGGUGGGCACACAGCAGUUGCAGGAGUUUUCCCUGCCUCUCCAUCAGUGUCAUUAAAACAAGUUGAAAAGUAUGAUCCAUUACCCAAUAAAUGGACAAUGAUGGCGCCAUUGAGGGAUGGUGUAAGUAAUGCAGCUGUGGUCAGUGCUAAGCUUAAGCUCUUUGUAUUUGGAGGCACCAGUAUCCAUCGAGAUAGAGUCUCCAAGGUUCAAUUUUACGACCCUCAUGAGAACCGAUGGAGUAUUAAAGCGGAAUGCCCACAGCCAUGGCGUUACACUGCUGCAGCCGUGCUAGGGAGUCAGAUUUUUAUUAUGGGGGGUGAUACAGAAUUUACUGCGGCCUCUGCGUAUCGCUUUGAUUGUGAGACCAACCUAUGGACAAGAAUAGGAGAUAUGACUGCAAAACGGAUGUCCUGCCAUGCAUUGGCUUCAGGGAAUAAAGUCUACGUGGUAGGAGGUUACUUCGGAACUCAACGGUGUAAAACUCUAGACUGUUAUGAUCCAACUUCAGACUCCUGGAAUAGCAUCACCUCAGUGCCUUAUUCUCUCAUACCUACUGCUUUUGUUAGUACUUGGAAGCAUUUGCCGGCAUGAGAAGAUCUGUAGAAUAAAGAGGCAAAUUGUUGCACUCUAGUUUGUUGCUCCUGUAUCUGUCUCUUGGUCUCUGCACUUAUAGAGCAAAAACACACAGAGAUAUAGUCGCAGAAGAUAAAAGAAGCUUACAGUGUUGUAAAUGGAAGUCAAAUGCAAAUAUGCAGCUGGUCUCAAUAUUUAUUUUCCUUUCUUUUGCAUUUCUAAAGUUAAUCUUUAAUUGCUAUCUGCUUGUGAAGAUCAAUAACUGUGCCCACUAGAAAGCAGAGAGAGUGGGAGGCUGGGCUGUUACUGCUUUAUUUUUUUUUCUCUCUUUCCAGUCCCUCCCUCAUUCAGCCCUGAUUCUGACUUUGAAUGGGUGACUGACCCUAGAACCGAUAUCAGCCAGACAGCAGUAAUAUUAGAAGGGCAUAGGAAGUAACAAUACCACAACUGACAAUCUGGAGGCCAGGGGUGACUCUUCAGUAGGUUUUUAUGUUCUUUUUCAUUGACUUAACUGUUUGGUAAUUGUCUGACAUCCAAACAUGUGCCAUGGUGGAAAAUGAGUCCACUAUAUGGAAGAAUUCAUCACUGUUUUACAUUACACAUAUACAACUGUUAUUAUGGGUCUUUUCAUAAUGCUCCACAUUUGGAAUAUUGGUUUUUGGAAACCCCCAGGUAAGAAGCAUUCCAGAUCAUAGUUGUGAAUAAAAUUUGGGUACAUUCA